UCUAUUUUCCCCCCCUCCGGCUCCUGAGCCGCGGCGCCGCGAGUGUCGUGAAAGGGCUGCGGUGCGCUUUACGGCAUCGUCGUGGUCGUCCUGUUGGUGCAAGGGCAGCCCCACCAGCCAUGCCAUUUAUAGAUUUCCAGGAGCUGCUGGGCAUUGACUUGGACCGAUGGUACCUCCAGCUAACUGGCAAGCAACCCUAUAAACAAGCCGCCAGGUGCCACGCCUUUGAGAAGGAGUGGCUGGAAUGCGCAGAAGGCAUCGGGGAGCUGCGGGCCAAAAACGAGUGCAAGACAGAGCUGGAGGACCUCAGGGAGUGUAUGACGAUGCAGAAAAUGAGUGAACGGAUCCGGAUGAUCAGGGAACAGAAACGCAAGCUGAUCAAGGAGGGCAAGUACACCCCGCCUGAGCACCACUGUGACAAGUGACACCUCUGGCGGCUCUUGCUUUGGCAGGCCCUCUUCUUCCCUGUUGUUUGAAAAAGAGCUCCGCUCUCGCCACAGUCUGAGGGGGGCAGAGCGGUUCCCUCUUUCCUGGCAACGCUCUCUGUCCCUCGGUUUGAAUAAACGUCCUUCUUUAAGUC
Messenger RNA from Pogona vitticeps (central bearded dragon), 580 nucleotides. It is a transcript of the gene NDUFS5, whose product is annotated as NADH:ubiquinone oxidoreductase subunit S5. Gene Ontology annotation, cellular component: respiratory chain complex I. NCBI's taxonomy places the organism in Eukaryota, Metazoa, Chordata, Lepidosauria, Squamata, Agamidae. Gene Ontology annotation, biological process: mitochondrial respiratory chain complex I assembly. The record is from RefSeq and is a predicted model, not a curated record.